This is a messenger RNA of Alligator mississippiensis (American alligator), 5307 nucleotides long. It is a transcript of the gene PCYT1B, whose product is annotated as phosphate cytidylyltransferase 1B, choline. Gene Ontology annotation, molecular function: phosphatidylcholine binding; choline-phosphate cytidylyltransferase activity. Lineage: Eukaryota; Metazoa; Chordata; Crocodylia; Alligatoridae. The record is from RefSeq and is a predicted model, not a curated record. The coding region runs from base 1084 to 2205 and encodes 373 amino acids. The transcript has 9 exons. Gene Ontology annotation, biological process: CDP-choline pathway.
GGUGGGGCGGGGUGGUGUGCUGGGCAGGUAGCAGUGCCUGCCUGCCUUCUGGCCUGCAGUCUGCAAGGUGCACUGUGCCGCUCCAGCUCCUGGCCAGACUGUGUCCCGUGCCCCUGCGUUUCCAAGACACUUAUUAUAAUUCUCGAUAGCUGGCCGGGACCAGACUCUGAAAUCCAGGACUGUUCUCACUAAAUCGGGAUAUAUGGCCACCCUAUAUUUGACCUAGGGAUAAUCCCCAAUGUAGAUGCAUAUACAUUUUUCCCAGUGCUUUUUUAUAUGUAGAAAACAAGAUUCUAACUUUAAGGAAAAGCAGUGGAUUCAUAAGCAAAUGUUCAGAUAAUUACCAUCAUGUAAUAAGCUUUUUUUAAAUGAUAUCAAACAAAUAUUUGUAAACUUGUCAGAAAAAGACUGAUUUUACAGAGAAAACAGAAAACAAAAUGACACAAAAGUUCCUUUCUAAAAUAUUUUGGAGCUUGAACUUAUCAUAUUUUCUUUUUUUGAAGAAUUUUUUUUUUGGCUCUGUGCUGACUGUCAAACACACAAGAUAAAGUUUGUCAUUCAGGCAGUACCAGCAUUUGAGUCAGUACACAAUGACACAGUUAUUUAUCAAACUGAAAUUGUUGCCAUAGCUCCACUGUGGGACAGUGCAGAUUAAACAAUAGCCUUGUUCAUUCACGCUGGUCCAGUCUGACAUUCAGCUCCAGCUCAACAGCAAUGGAUUUGUUUCCCAGAGCACAGCAAGUAUACAACUGUUCUAGAGAAAAAGGGACUGUAGGAUUUGGAAAAGAAAAGCUUCUUGGAUCAUAGUUGGAUUUUCAGAUACUAAAUUACUUUAUCACCAGAGAUUGCUCUCAGCUGAUCUUUAACCUCCCUUGGGACAGUCAUACAAGAACAACUUGGCAUGACCUUUGCUCAAUUGUUUUAAGUACAAGAAGUGGAAAUUUUAUUAUGUGGCCAGAACAGCUCAAGGUCCUCUCAAGGAAAGUGUGAAAGCUGCAGGGGUGUAUUUGGUUGCCGUGUUGGUCUGAGACAAAAAGAAAAAGCUGCAGGGAGAAGUUUGUCAGAAGUACAUUAAACACAAAGAUGGUAGGCCGUCAAAAACGCAGGACAGAAGAGGAAACUCAAGAGACGCAGACUGCCAAACAUCAACGACAGACUCUGACUGCACCUGCUCCAUUUGCAGAUGAAACAAGCUGUCAGUGCCAAGCUCCACAUGAGAAGCUAACCAUCGCUCAAGCUCGCCUGGGAACGCCAGUUGACAGACCUGUCAGAGUGUAUGCAGAUGGAAUAUUUGAUCUCUUCCACUCCGGCCACGCUCGAGCUCUUAUGCAAGCCAAAACUCUAUUCCCAAAUAGCUACUUAUUAGUAGGAGUUUGCAGCGAUGAUCUAACCCACAAAUUUAAAGGCUUCACUGUAAUGAAUGAAACAGAACGGUAUGAGGCCCUCAGGCACUGUCGCUAUGUAGAUGAAGUCAUCAGAGAUGCUCCAUGGACGCUCACACCAGAGUUCUUGGAAAAACACAAGAUUGAUUUUGUAGCCCACGAUGACAUUCCAUACUCCUCCGCUGGUUCGGAUGAUGUGUACAAGCACAUAAAGGAGGCAGGAAUGUUUGUACCAACACAAAGAACUGAAGGUAUCUCAACCUCAGACAUUAUUACUAGAAUUGUACGAGAUUAUGACGUCUAUGCCCGACGCAACCUCCAAAGAGGAUACACUGCCAAAGAGCUGAAUGUUAGUUUUAUAAAUUUAAUCUGUGCUCAGAAGAUCUUAGGAAGAGGACCAUGCCUUUCACUGCAGAGAAAGGAGAAGAAAUACCGCUUUCAGAACCAGGUAGACAAAAUGAAGGAAAAAGUUAAGAAUGUUGAGGAAAAAUCAAAAGAAUUUGUUAACAAAGUGGAAGAGAAGAGCCACGACCUCAUCCAGAAAUGGGAAGAGAAAUCCAGAGAGUUCAUUGGCAACUUUUUAGAGCUGUUUGGACCUGAUGGAGCAUGGAAACAGAUGUUUCAGGAGCGAAGUGGACGGAUGCUCCAGGCCUUCUCACCAAGACAGAGCCCAACCAGCAGCCCAACACGAGGCCGCUCACCAUCCCGCUCUCCAUCACCACCCUUCCCAUGGCUCUCCAAUAAAGCCUCGCCUCCUUCUUCUCCCAAAGCCGCCUCAGCCUCCAUUAGCAGCAUGAGUGAGGGCGAUGAGGAUGAAAAAUAAAGUAAGAGUCAUUUUAAAAGGGGCAAAAGAACCCCAAACACAAAACAAAAAAGAAAACAGUCAUGUAACCUGCAACUGGAUGGAGGGAGAAGAACAACAAGGGGGAUAUUUCUGACAGAUGGAAAUGUGCACUAAUGAGGAGACAUUGUCUGGAGACUGGAGCACUGCCAGAGACAGGAUCUCAGGAACAGCUUCCCCCGUCUCAUUUCCUCAUGGUGCUCAGGAAUGCCUUAAAUGGCAUUUGCCAAAAUGGCACUGGACACCUCACUGAAACAUAAACCUUUGCACCAGUACCUCUUGUUAAUCAAUAUUUAGUGCUGCUGCCAGCAGGAUUGGCCAAAAGUGUCAGGGACCAUCUUGAGCAGUGUAGGGGAGCCCCAGAUACAGACAGGCCAAGCAGCAGUGAUACUGUGGGAAGCAGAUGAUUCACCUGCAUUCACCUGGACCCUACUAAACUUGUAUGCAACUAAGUAUCUCUUUUCAGCAACUGAAGGCUUCUUCAAUCCAGGAACUAUUUUUCCCCUUUAAAAAACAAGAAAGAAAGAAAGAACGAAAGAAAGAACGAAAGAACGCUUCACGAAUUCGUGAAAGAAAGAAAGAAAGACAAAACCAAAAAACCCCACCAAACCAUGCCUGGGGAAUGGGAAACUUGUGUAAUGGGCACUAGUAAUAUGUCGAAUAUAGUCAAUCUGAGGACUGUUGCUUGUUGACCAAGCCUUUGUACAGGGCAUUUGUAAAGGCUGAGACUGUGUGAAUCCCACUUGCUUUAUCAAUCUUAUCUUUGGUCCCUCAUGCCUCAAACGCUACUUGCUGUACAUUGUUUUUCUCCUUGGUGUUGAUUUGAAGGCUGCAAAGUAAAUAGGAGAAUGUCCAGGCUGGGAUUUUUUUGUUUGGAGGGGAAAAAUAAUUUUAUCAAGUUGGUUAUUUUAUUGCUCAAUUUAAAGGUAUAAACAGGACCCAGAGGCCCUCAAAACACUCUUUUCCUGGAACAACCACAAAAUUGUCAGACUGUAAAUGCAAUAGUGUUCCCCCUCCCAUGUAUUAUGAGUAAUAUCAAACUUAAGUAAAACUUUGGGCAAAUCUCUGAAUAAUAUGAAAAUCUGUACAUGCUAUGCUUUUUUAUAACAGCAUAUACAAUACAUGUAUACACAGCCAUACAUGCUGCAUUCCCAGCUUGGGAUUCUGGCAAAUGGCCUUCUGGCCUCAUGAUAACCAAACCUGGGGACACCCAACCGGAAAAAUAUUGAAAACUUCAUGAAUGGGAUUCGGGACUAGGACUUUCUGCUUUCCAGAAGAGUAUCCCUAAAUCCUUAAAAGAAUCACAAGGACAACAACUUUAAGGAGUUUUCUCCCUUUUACUGUGCCUUGUUGAAAACAUUCUGCAUCCAGAUGCAACUGGCUUCAGGCUCCACCUAUACCUUCUCAGUAACCACCUGGAGAAGUUCUUCUGAGAUUAUAUACCUGCUCUUCUGAGCUCCCUGUUCCUUCCAGCCCAGAAAGCGAGUUAGAAAUUGAUUUUUGGUAGCUUCAAUAUCUCAAUAGGACUGAAAUCUGCUUCAUCCUCUAGGGGAUUCUGCACAAUACUUGAUGUUUCUUUGAGCAUUUGGGGCACCAAACCAGAAAAGGCAGGCACCCUAAUAUUUUCUGUAUGCAGCCUGUAGAAAAGCCAGAACAAGAGAAGCAAUGACCAACAGGAGCAAAAGCUAUCUGUUCCACUGGGUUCCCUUGAGCUACGAUUAUGUUCCAGGCUGAAACUUAUAAUAAAUUUGAAUAUCCUUCACUUUGUUGGUUUCCUGCCCACAGAGGCAUAGUGAUCUCUUUCAGCAGCUGGAGCAAGGGAGGUAGGAAUGGGAUUAUACUGACCGCUGGAGAGCAGAGGGGAGGGUGGACUCAGGCUGCUACAGCUGAGGAACAGGUACCAGCAUGAACUCCCCAAGGGCUCCUCCUUAUGCCCCAUUCUCCUCCGCAUCUGACGCAGGGCUCAGCCCUCCACAGCAAAGCCUCUUUAGGGUGGGGGGGGCAACAUCUCACCCUCAAACCCCAAACACACUGCUGGGUACAGGGUCAUAGGAACCAUAAGAGAGUCAGGCAGGGGUAGAGCUGCAUCUGCUGUGGCAAAGAAAGCUUGGAAACAUUAGUUGCCAUCAGCAGGUUCCCCAGUCACCGGGAAGCAUUUUGUACUAGGCUCCAAGCCAGCCCUGAGUCACUCUGUCCCCCACCCCCCAUAUGAAUUCACUCCAUAAAAACCAGCAGCUUUCUCUGAAGCAAUCUUAGCCAGGCUCUUAGCCAACUGUCACAAGACUAUGAGGGAAAGCUCAUGUUGCAUAACUACCUUUCUGGGGAUUAAAAACAGUCCCUAUACAACACAGCAACAAUGGGCACUAACACAAUGCCAGGUGAAUGACUUCAUUCAUGUGACAAGACUGCUAUAGCCAUUUUGACUGCUGCCUACCGUGUGUGAUUGGAUCAUGUGAUUAAAAACCUUCCCAUCUGCCUUAGACGACAUGCCGCUGUGAUUUCAGAUGUGGGGUGCACUUGAUAGUUUCUACGAUUUCAGCGAGUCUCAGUCCUCCCAUCCCAACCACCCCUUCACAGCGAGAACAGCCUGCUCUCUACUGAUGCAAUUUACAACCAGAAGCCAUGGCCAAACAAAGUGGAGGCAGUCAAGUUUCAGCAUGUACACACACAUUCAUUUUGAAACCAUUCACCAUGCAGCAGGGCAUGUAAAAAGAAAACACCAGGCUUGGUUCAUAAUGGGAAGCUGGAAGAAGAAAUGUACCGAAACGACCUUCACGCUCUCUCAUUCACGGGCUGCUUGCCCAGUGACAAAGGCACAGAGCUGUGCCAGACAUUUUGUCUGCAUUUAGGAUAAUGAUAAGCAUGAGCCUUUGUUCUAGUACAAACACCAACAUCCAUACGGUCUCCAACUGCUCACAGAUAGGGCGGCAAACUUGCCAUUGGCUCUGGACGCAAGGACAGUGAUUUUGCACUUUCUGGUCAUGGUCAGGAUUUAUUUUUUUUUAUUUGUAAUGAGUGUUGCAUUAGCAUGAUCCUAUUUAUAAGGCCAAGUUCCAUGUAGAAAAUAAAUGGAAGUACAACAGA